GUGUCGAGAUGCAUUUGUAAUUUCGUAUCAAACGAAAGUUGUUUACAGACGCUCACGCAAUCGAAGCGAAAUUGUCUAAAAGUUUUUCCAAGUGAUAUGGAGAUGCAUUUGCACUCUGUACUUCUUUUUUGUACGCUCAAAGAAAGCAAAUUGUUACAAUUCGAUUUCGUUCCUACUUCUGUCAAAUAGAAACAGAAAGUUACGAGCGAUUUUGAGGAUGUCUCGCUACCCUUGACUAAACAUAUACUUAUACUCGGUUCUGUGUUUGACAACCUUGCGGAUUGCGAAAACGGCAUUAACCAAGAGAUGGACGUUAACUUAAACGCGAAGCGACCGAAGACAAGAAAGAGAAAACGUCACUCGAAGAUUAAACGCCGGGAACAAGCCCGCCUUGAGGUUAGGUUUGCCAAACGUCGUAAACUCGUGGCUGGUGAACGUAAUGUUUACGUUUCUGUUAAGUCGAAGGAAAAACUAACGAACGCCAUGCAGGCGAACACAUUCUGGGAAAACUACAAAGCCGCUCACGAGUGGCAACAAAGGCAUAGUGUAGAGUGGUGGAAAUCACGGUGCGUUGCGCUGGAAUAUGAGAACGUUAUUCUGCGUGAUAAAAUAAGGGAGUUGACGUCAAACUCGAUUCGACACGGAGUCAAUGAUUCCUCUGUCAAGCAAGGCAGACGUAGAGGAGCACGGACUGAGAGCCUUCGACGAAGUAGUCGCAACAGGGGGGACGACGAAUGGCAGGAGCAAGAAGAAGCUUCAGAUAAUGAUAACCUGGAAUUUCAAGUUGAUGAAGAUAUGAUGAAGUUUUUCGAACAAACUAUUAGGCACAAGAUGGAAUUAAAGGAAAAACGGGACGUCGAAUCUGCCCGGGAAAAGGCAGAGCUUGAGGAGGAGGUUCCAAUGGAAGGUGGAGCCGCUUGGAUGCGGACUAAACUUGAAGGGGCUAAAUUACUUUACGGUACCGCUAGUCCCAGAAUCUUGGCCAUGGAAACCGCUCUGCAGGCUACAAACGAUCGGCACAAAGACCGAGCAAAGCCGCAGUACUGGCCAAAUAUUCCCCUGAAAUUGUAGAUAGUUAUUGGCGUUUUUUAUUUCACUGGUCGCUGGUAGCAAACUUCAUUUUCAUUUUGAAAGGCAGUUAGCUAGCUGUUAACGUAUUAGAUCCUGCUAUGAGCAUUGCGUAUUUAUUAAACUAAGUAUUAUCAUACAGCAAUUGCUUUGUGGACUUCAUAGUUUUAUGCGUAAUAUUUGGUUAAUAUCUAGCGAUAAUGUGUAUAUAUAUAUAUAUUUUCUAGUAGAGUUAUCCAAUGUUUAAACAUAAAUUACCAACAUUAAACUGCAGUAAAGUCGUUAUCAUUUCAUUCUCGAUUUUAACUCAGCAAUGUGGAAUUUCUUAUCACAACCUUGAUUGAUUUAAGAAAAGUUCAUCCGAAUAGCGUAAAUAUCGAAAAUUAAUAAUUAUGCUUUAGCAUCUAAAUUAGAUCUAAUUUUUCGUCUUUUGAAUACUAAAUGUGUAUGAAAUUUAGCUAUUAUCAAACCUACUCCAGUCAUUUUUCAGACCAACAUUCACUCUAUCAGCAAAUUGAUCUGCGUUCAUAAAUAAUUCGUGUGACGGCUAAUUAAAUUCAAAUUGCAAUAUCGCCCA
Molecule: messenger RNA, 1645 nt
Organism: Neodiprion fabricii
Lineage: Eukaryota; Metazoa; Arthropoda; Insecta; Hymenoptera; Diprionidae
Product: gem-associated protein 8-like
Exons: 2
Coding region: 307-1071 (254 amino acids)
Biological process (GO): spliceosomal snRNP assembly
Cellular component (GO): SMN complex
Source: RefSeq, a predicted model, not a curated record